CGAUCCGGGCGGGGACGCCAACGGCGCGAGCUGCCUGCAGGGGGCGCGCCGGGUCUCCGAGCGGGCCGCGGCCGGGGCCGGAAGUGCCGGGGCGGGGCGGGGGCGGUGCCGCGUCCCCACCACCGCCCCGGGCCGCCUCUCGGGCCCGCCCCCGGGAAUCCCGGAAGAGCGGCGGGCGAGCGGGGGAGGCGGGAAGCCCGGACCCGAGGAGCGCGCCGUCCGGACUGAGCUCCGCCCUGCCCCCCUGCCCGGAGCACCGGGGCCGCGAGCGUGCGGGCGGCCUCCCUCCCGUGGUCCGCCAGGCCCCGCGUGCAGGUCUACGUGCCUCCCUUCCGCUCUCGCCCCCGCAGGAGAGAAAAGCGAGAUGGGAGACUUAAAAUCUGAGGAUAAAAAGAGGGUCCUUCCCACAUGGAUGACAGCCCAGGAGGCCGAGAAGAGAAAGGUUCCAGCGAAGACCCCCAAGGGGAGGAGACGGCCGGCAGCAGCGCAGAGGACUGUUGCAGCAAGGCUUGCCGCGGCGAGGACCGUGUACUGCAUGAGUGAAGCUGAAAUGGUGGAUGUCGCUCUGGGGACCCUGAUUGAGGCCCGGAAACAGGAAAAGCCCUUGGAGCCACUGACCCUGGCAGGUGCUGAUAAACCAGAGCUGUCCCCAACCUGCUCAACGUUGUCACCGAGUUCUGGGAGUAGAAGUGAGGAUGAGGACAAUGGGAAAGACGCCCUUCCUCCAGGCCUCCGCCCUCCUCAGGGGCCCACGGGGUCUGACUCUGCGUGCAGCAGGAGCCCUGAGGAGGACGAGGACAUGUUAAAGUAUGUCAGGGAGAUAUUUUUCAGCUAAGGGACAGACUUCCCAGGACUUCCUUCCCAGGGCGCUGAGGGAAGCCGGCUUCCCUUCCCGGCCUGGGGCCUGGCCGAGGAUGCCGAAGAGGCCCAGUCCUCCCCUCCCUGGGCUGGCAGAUGCACCAAGGAGGGGAAGCCCAGGAGGCUUUGGGCCUUGGGAGCUGUCGCGUUGAGUGUGUGGAAGUGAGGAACCAUAGAAUUUCUCUCUGCGCUGCGCCUCCUCCACUCGGAGGGUCUGGCUUUAUUCACUUCCCAGGUUCAGGGAAAGGUGGACAAGGGGGUCACACUUACUGGAACCGUCGUAGAGUCAACUUAAUAAAUUUGAAAGAAGAAGGAGUAUAGCCGCUAAGUUCACUGGAAUUCCGACAGUCAGCGGGAUCUCUCCCUAAGGAGGAAGCCUGUUUCCAUCCCCCGUGCAGCCCGGGAGGCAGAUGUCCUGCCCACAGGGAUCUGCACUGGAAGGCCU
This is a messenger RNA of Neomonachus schauinslandi (Hawaiian monk seal), 1303 nucleotides long. It is a transcript of the gene CYREN, whose product is annotated as cell cycle regulator of NHEJ. Bases 365 to 835 code for a protein of 156 amino acids. The transcript has 4 exons. Lineage: Eukaryota; Metazoa; Chordata; Mammalia; Carnivora; Phocidae. Gene Ontology annotation, cellular component: cytoplasm; nucleus. The record is from RefSeq and is a predicted model, not a curated record. Gene Ontology annotation, biological process: negative regulation of double-strand break repair via nonhomologous end joining; double-strand break repair via nonhomologous end joining.